AUGGCCACAAGAGACCAAGCCCUGUUUCUGGAGAUGUACCUCGGCCUUAAGAGAGCCUUGAAACGAAAAUCUUACGACUCCGAUUCCGACUCUGAGAUCGACCAGACCACAAACCGCGGCAACAAGUUGAAGAAGCGAGCCCGCUUCGUGCACCAAGGCCAAUUGGCCGGCGCUGAUGGCUCGUCUAUGCUCACAGAGGUUGUCGACCACGCUGGCUAUCGACGCGAGAUUAUCAGUCGCAAUCCUCCGCUCAUCGACGAUGACGGCUACUCUGUCGAGAGCGACGAGGAUGCAGAGGUCGUCCAGGAGGCCGUCGCUGCGGCUGCAGAAGAGAAUCCGUACUCCAGCAUCCAUUUGGAGCAACUCCUCGCCCCCUUGACUACCGUGACCGACCUGCCAAGCCACCCGUCGCUCUCGCGUCCCUUUUACUCCAAAGCGAUCAGCGAGCUUGUUGUCCAGGGCCGAAACUGGACGCAGAAGGAAAAUCGCGCGUUGUGGAAAGUCAAGCCACUGUUGACCAAGUUCUGUGGCGACCAUAACUGGGUCGAUUGCAGACUGAUGUUGACCCCUGACGACAGCGACCUGUUUGACGACGACCUCAUGGCGCGCAUGGCCUCAUCCCGGAAGACGAACGGCGCCAAGAGCCGGCCGACAGCGAUGGACGAUGGCAACGACGAAGACACAAAUAUGCACGACGGGACCGAUCGGCCGAACGGCGCGCUGGCUCCCUUGCCCACGUCGCUGUCGGAGGACGAUGUCGAGGCAGAGGGUGAGGGCGAGGGCGACGACGACGGCGAGGGUGGUUAUAUCCACCCGCUAUUCCUGGCGCCGCGGACAGCCCACCCAGAGCCGAACGGAGGACUGCCCGAGCACGAGGCCGAGGACGUCCGGCGGCUGCUGCAGCUGUGGGUGCAGAAGCAGGAGGAGGUGGCGCGGGGGGCCAACAAGCUGCACGAAGGCCUACUGCGGGCAGACCGGCUGCGCAAGACGGUGCUGCUGUGGUCCAAGGCCGAGGCAAACCGCGACCUGUCGGACGGCGAGGACUACUACGACUGGGACACCUGGGGGCUCACAGAGGACCUGAAGAAGGGCUACGACGAGGAGGAGGAAGACUUGCAACAGCCUCACAAGAAGACGCGCAAUCGGAAGUAG
Messenger RNA from Grosmannia clavigera kw1407, 1152 nucleotides. RefSeq names its product rxt2-like protein. NCBI's taxonomy places the organism in Eukaryota, Fungi, Ascomycota, Sordariomycetes, Ophiostomatales, Ophiostomataceae. Gene Ontology annotation, cellular component: cytosol; Rpd3L complex. Gene Ontology annotation, biological process: negative regulation of silent mating-type cassette heterochromatin formation; negative regulation of rDNA heterochromatin formation. The transcript has 4 exons. Bases 1 to 1152 code for a protein of 383 amino acids. The record is from RefSeq and is a predicted model, not a curated record.